Messenger RNA from Porites evermanni, 1044 nucleotides. NCBI's taxonomy places the organism in Eukaryota, Metazoa, Cnidaria, Anthozoa, Scleractinia, Poritidae. The record is from the annotation of a GenBank genome assembly.
AUGUUGCAAGAACUCAUCGAGGCAUCAAAUCUUGACGAACUGACAAAAGGAACAAUGCAGAUGAACCGGGAGCAGUUUCAAAAACUCCUUGAGGUGUGGCGCACCUGGCUUGAUCUCAGUUCACGCCAAGGAGACUGGAUAACAGAGGCUCGGAACAGGGGAUUUACGAACUUUGACGACAGAGAGGGAAUGGAACUUUAUGUAGAAGAACUUCCUAAGGAACAUAAAGCAUCGGCAUCUGAUUGGUUUGCCAACGGGAUUCUUCUGCCUGAAAAAUCACGAAAGAAGCUUUAUCGAGAAAAUUUUACCCUCACGGGUUCCGACCUCCAAGUAAACCACAACAAGGGCGCUUUCUCUUACAAAAUUCAGUCAUCCAUACUUCCAUUUGCAGGCUGGGACUACAAUGAAGUACGCCAGUGGAGUCACUCACCGUCACUGUUGAAAAUGUAUAGCGAGUAUGUGAAUCACGUGCUUAAACAAUCGGCUUUAAAGCUUGUCACCGGGCGAGUCAAGUUUCACUUUCUGCUGUGUAACUGCAUGGAGAUUGCAAGGUUUGUUCCCCCAGACCACAAGUAUGACCGUGUCACAGCCCCCAACAUUGCAGAUUAUGUUCCCCUGCCCAGCAUCCUGGAUACCUACAAGCCACUCUUAAACUUAUGUAAUCCCUUCUCGGUCAUUAUUACAGAGUUUUUAAAUUGGCCAAGGUACGUAAAUGUUAAGGAGGAGUUGAUGGUACGUGCCUUUUUCAUGCCGAAAGAUGACAGCUUUCGCCAAAAAUUUUUUGAAAAUACCAAAAAUUCCGCCAUUGCAUAUUCAGAAUCUUAUCAGUCUUUUGUAGAGUAUCAUGACCACAGUGACCAGUUCAUCCAAUUCCUCCGUGCGGCCUUGCUGAUCUCUAAGUUCCCUCAUGAAGGUACUUGCAGGCGCAUAUGGAAGUCAGUGGCUGACUACAACGGGCUGGUUGCACGUGAUUUCCUUCGAUGCCAAAAUCGAGUCUUUCCCGCCAAGUGGUUGUUGAACUGCCGCCGAGUUUAUCAAUCAUAA